AUGUACGCCGAAAACGAGCCGCUGCGGCAGUACACCCACCUGAAGUUCCCUGCCACUUCGGUUGUCUACGAGUCUUACAACUCGACUCACAUCAACGAUACCGUGCGAAUCACUCCGCUUUGCCCCCACGCGGCUGAGAGAUUCCUAUUUGUCGCCGACGUUGGAAACAAUCGAAUUACUGUUCUCUGGAAGGUCAGAGCGCAUUCCGCGAGCCUGGUAUCGCCUCCGUUCCCAAGCGACAUGGGCGGGAACGUGGGCUUUAGGUACGCAGGCCAGUUCGGGGAAACCAUGGUGCCCCACGACGACGAGCAUGGCAUGACGCUGCCGUGGGGGAUGGCCGUGCAAGCCCCCGCUUGGGAGUACCCAUCCGAACCUGUCAUAGCCAACGUCUUCGUAGUCGACAAGUUGACCAACCGACUGAUCAAGCUCGAUUUCAGGUACGACGCUAUCAACUCGGACGGCAGAUCCGUGAGUGAAUGGCCAUACCCUGCUCCUGACAGCUACCCUCGGCUGGUGUACUCGGGAGAGUAUAGCGUAGGCGCUCACGAUAACGAGUCACUUUGGGAGCCCAUGGGCGUUGCCCUUUUCCGUCACUACAUCUUCGUUGCGGAGGCCCAGGGGAAUACCAUCAAAGUUUUCACCCUGCACUAUUCAGACACGAGAGCGUUCAAGCUUGUCACGGUCCUGUACCCGGCACAAGGGAUCCAGCUGACGGGCACCAUCGCGGUGUCGCCGAUCAGAUACUACGACAAUGGCCAGUCGGCGUCCCGACUCGGUGGCUACCUGUGGUACACUUACCACAGAGACUGGACUGACUGGGAGAUGGGCAGCUUCUUCCUCGAAGAGGCUCUGCGUCUUUCGACGAAGCCAGAGGAGUAUAAAGACUUCGUCGAUCAGUGCGUGGACGCAUCGACGUACCACGCCAUGCUACAGCAGGGCGUGCCGCAUUUCCUCGCCGAAGUUGACCGCCUGUGCAAUAUAGCGCACGUGAACUGCAGAUACCCUUCGAGUCCCGACUACGUCGACCCGCAGUUGUUCAACUGGACGGUCUUCGAGCUGCAGAACGCCACCGUCUUCGACGAGGUUAGCUUCUCGACCUGCGUCUACGGUUACUGGUUCGUCGGGGCCGAAUUGGACGAGGAUAUCUACCCAAACCUGACCGUCGACGACCUGGUUACCAACCCGAACUUGACCGCCGAGCUCAAAGAGUUUACCUCGAACUACUGGGAAGAGCGCUGUUUCAACCUCGACGUCCUGAACGCCACCAUCUUCAACGGGCGCAUGGGCCUGUGCCCUACCUCGGCCGCUCCGACCCCCGCGCCGCAGGACUCUGGCGACGACUGGCCGCUGGUCGCAUCGGCCACGUCGCGCGGCAGCACGAGCAGCCCGAACGCGGCAGGCGGCGCCUGGAGGUGGCGCCUGGCCGCGUGCCUCCUGGCGGCGUCCUGGUCCGCUUCGGCCAGAGCUAGCUGCCGGUAG
Molecule: messenger RNA, 1479 nt
Organism: Prorocentrum cordatum
Lineage: Eukaryota; Dinophyceae; Prorocentrales; Prorocentraceae
Source: the annotation of a GenBank genome assembly